This is a messenger RNA of Protopterus annectens (West African lungfish), 1985 nucleotides long. RefSeq names its product Rab9 effector protein with kelch motifs (gene RABEPK). The transcript has 8 exons. Lineage: Eukaryota; Metazoa; Chordata; Ceratodontiformes; Protopteridae. Bases 113 to 1279 code for a protein of 388 amino acids. The record is from RefSeq and is a predicted model, not a curated record. Gene Ontology annotation, molecular function: protein binding.
UUCAUUUUUUACUAAAUAUCGCGAGACGUGCGUUGCCUAGGACACGUUUUACUAUUACCAGAGUAAACGCAAUUUGAUAAAUCUUCUAACUCACUGAACUGAUUGAUAUACUAUGGAACUGCUAGAAGUUUUGGGACCAAACAAUAUUCCAGAAAAAGGAACCUGGUAUGCACUUGUUCCUACAGGACAGAUCCCUAGUGUUCGAGUGGGGCAUACUUGUUUACACAUACCACAGACUGAUGGAAAAGGACAGAUUGUUGUUGUUGGAGGAGCAAAUCUUAAUGGGAGCUUUUCUGAUGCCUAUAUUCUUGAUUUAGAUGCAUAUGAAUGGGAUAUACCUUUAUGGGAAGGUCUGCUACCUCGCUAUGAACAUGCCAGCUUUUGCCCAACAAAUAAUUUCAACAGUCUGUGGGUAUUUGGUGGCGCAGAUCAGUAUAGCAAUCGAAACUGUGUUCAGGUGUUAGACUCAGAGAAAGGUUUCUGGAGAAGUCCAGCAGUAGGUGGAACUGCCCCAUCAGCCCGAACAUUUCAUACAGCAACUGCAGCCAUUGGGAAUAACCUUUAUAUAUUUGGAGGAGGUGACAAAGGAACAGAGCCUGUUCACGAUACCGAGCUUCAUGUAUUUGACUCUGUUGCUUUAACAUGGUCACAACCAGUUACUCAUGGAAAGCCUCCAGCAGCAAGGCAUGGCCAUGUUGUAGUUGCAGUAGGAACUUCGCUUUACAUUCAUGGUGGAUUAGCUGGUAAUAGAUUCUAUGCAGAUAUGUUUUGCAUUGAUACAGUUGAUAUGAAGUGGAACAAAGUAAAUAUGACAGGAGAUGUCCCAUCAGGCCGUGCCGCUCACUCAGGAGUUGCAUUUGAAAGUCUUAUCUAUAUCUUUGGUGGCAUGAAUACUGCAGGAGCAUUAAAUACAAUGCAUAAAUAUUGUACUGAGACAAGAUGCUGGAGUCUUGUAAAAUUUGUUUCAGCUUUGCCAUCUAGCAGGCUUGACCAUUCAAUGUGUAUAAUUCCUUGGAAGAUUCCAUUCCUUGAGGCUCACAGAGCUACAUGUUAUUUAGAAGACUCCAAAACUGUAAGUACAGGUGAGGAUCUUAAAAAGCAAACAUUUUCAACAGAAGAAGAAUCUGAAAAAACUGAUUCAAAGCACCAGGUCCCCAAACAUCAGGAAAAGACAUCUACAAGUCAAGAUAAAAGAGGUCUCUACUUGUGUCUGAUAUUUGGGGGUAUGAACACUGAUGGAGAAAUGUAUAAUGACUGUAUUGUUACUGCUAUUGAAUAACAGAUAACUGUAUGGAACUGAUUUACUUUUUACUUGUUGCUUUCAUAUGAACUAUAUUUGCAUCUUAACAACUGCUUGUAAUUGUCUUUCCUUUAAAAAAUAGCCAUUUCACCAGGGUUAGUGAAACAUAGGCUCAAACAGUUUUCACUGAACAUAACAUUGCAUUUCAUCACAUUUGAUUUAGCUCACAGGGACAUGUAGUUGGACUGCUUCACAUGGAUUAGAGGCAUGUACUUUAAGUGCAUAUGUAGAUUUGCAUUGCCAACAUUUGUGCAGUACUGUUUGCAAUUGCAAGUAAUUUGCUCUCUGGCAAACUUUGUUUCCAAAGGUUUAUUUAUAUUAUCUUGAAGGUUACGCAACAUUAGACAUAUGAGAAUCUUUCUUAGUAUUUGGGCUCCACCUUGGAGUUAAAAUACAUAAGCGGGGAAUAGUGGAGCAGUACUUAUAACAUUAUGUGGUACAGGAGGUGUCUAGCCCUUGAAGAAGUGUGUUUUUUUUUACUUAUUUAAGAGGUUUCUUUUUAGACUUGUAUUUGGUGGUGUUUAUAUAUCACUCAAAAUCCAAAACAAAUAUACUUGGAAGUAGGAAAUACCUUGAGUCCACAGACUAAGUCAUUCAACUUUAUUUCAGAAUAAAAUAAAAUAAGAUACCAUAAACGCUUAACUGGGUCACCGCAUUUUCAUGUUUCCCUGCAAAGACUUCAUCA